Molecule: messenger RNA, 3480 nt
Organism: Ilyonectria robusta
Lineage: Eukaryota; Fungi; Ascomycota; Sordariomycetes; Hypocreales; Nectriaceae
Exons: 4
Coding region: 1-3480 (1159 amino acids)
Biological process (GO): nucleoside metabolic process; innate immune response
Cellular component (GO): cytoplasm
Molecular function (GO): protein binding; catalytic activity
Source: RefSeq, a predicted model, not a curated record
AUGCCUUCCGAAACGACCUCCGAAUCCCGAACUCAUAACGACUACACUGUGGGGUGGGUUUGCGCGUUGCCAAAGGAGCGGAUCGCGGCGACGGCUAUGUUGGACCAAAGGCAUUUGGAGAGUCUACACAACCCACCAAAUGACCACAACUCGUAUACCCGAGGAUCCGUCAACAACCACAACGUUGUCAUAGUCUGUUUGCCUAAGGGCCAGAUCGGCACCAAUCAAGCAGCGACUGUUGUAGCUCGCAUGGUCAUUACAUUCCCGUCUAUCAAGUUCGGCCUCAUGGUUGGCAUCGGCGGCGGUAUUCCACCCCAUGUUAGACUAGGCGAUGUUGUCGUCAGUUCACCUACCAAUGAACAUCCUGGAGUGAUUCAAUGGGACCUUGGCAAGGCCGAAGAGGGUGGCAGUUUCAAGCGAACCGGAGCACUGAGCCCUCCCCCAAGCGCCCUGCUGACAGCAUUGACGACCUUGGAGACUGACCACGGUAUGAAGGAGUCUAAGAUACCCGGGUAUUUGAAGGAUUUGGCAAAGAACUGGCCAAAGCUAGCGCCAGAUUAUACGAAGUCUGACUCCCUCAAAGACGUUCUUUUCAAACCAGACAAUCCUCAUCGCAGCCAGAGAAGCUGGCAUUUCACAAUUACAACAGUCUGGAAAUCGAUCAUCGCAUUCUUUGUCUUCUUUUUGGGCUGGUGGAUUGUUGAGCCCACUGAGAGUGCCACUGAGCAAGUGACAAGCACUACGAUCAGCACUGCAUUUAGUGGAGGGCAGGAAAGUGAUGUUGGGGCCGAUGGAGACGACGAAGAGACGGACUGCCGCUUUUGCGAUAUGACCAAGGUCAUAAGAAGAAAGCCGAGAGACACGACUGUGCACUACGGCCUGGUGGCAUCCGGUAACCAAGUCAUCAAGGACGCCGCUUUCAGGGAUAAACUCAACGAGGAUCUUGGUGGCCAAGUUCUCUGCGUCGAGAUGGAAGCGGCGGGACUGAUGAACAACUUCCCAUGCAUCAUCAUCCGAGGAAUUUGCGACUAUGCCGAUUCACACAAGAACCACUCCUGGCAGGAAUACGCAGCAGCUGUAGCAGCAGCGUUUGCGAAGGAACUUCUGGAAUAUGUACAGCCAAGUGACGUGGAUCGAGAGCGGACAGCGAAGGAUAUCAUCAAUGAGGUCCAGCAAGUGAAACAGGCACUCGGGAAGGUCAAUGAGCAUCUUCAGAAUGAAAAAGAUUGCCAAGUUCUUGAAUGGCUCACAACCAUCAAUUACGGUCCUCAGCAAAGCGACUAUCUCAGGAAAAGGCAACCGGGGACUGGCCAGUGGCUUCUAGACUCAGCUGAGUUCACGACAUGGGCGGAGACAGCCCAGCAGAUGUUGUUCUGCCCCGGCAUUCCAGGAGCUGGAAAGACGAUCCUCACAUCGAUUGUAAUCAACGAGCUUACUACCCGUUUUGAAAACCAGGAAAGCGUUGGAAUUGCAUAUGUUUACUGCAACUUCCGGCGGCAACACGAGCAAAAGGCUGAAGAUUUACUCGCAAGUCUGUUAAAGCAACUUUGUCAGGGCCAGCCUCUGCCAGAGAGUGUGAAGUCACUUUACCAUCGCCACAAGGACAAGCAUACGCGGCCAUCGUUUGACGAGAUAUCGAAAGCCAUCAAUUCUGUGGUUACUCUAUACUCUAGAGUAUUUAUCCUUGUCGAUGCACUUGAUGAGUGCCAAACAUCUCAGGGCUGUCGGAUAAGGUUCCUUACAGAGAUCUCUAGCCUCCAGCUCAAAUGCCGAGCAAACAUCUUCUCCACGUCGAGAUUUCUUCCAGACAUCACAGACCAGUUUAAGGGCAGUAUAUCGCUAGAAAUACGCGCCAGUGAACAAGACGUGCGGAGGUAUGUUGAUGGCUAUAUGCCGCAGCUGCCAUUAUGCAUUAGAGACCAUCCAGAACUCUGCAAGGACGUCAAGACUGAGAUUACUAAAGCUUCGGCCGGCAUGUUUUUGCUUGCAUGGCUCCAUCUGGAAUCAUUAACUGGGAAGGUAUCCCCCAAAGAUGUUCGAGCGGCACUAAAGAAACUGCCCACGGGCGGUUUGGAAGCGUAUGAGCAUGCCUACAAGGGUGCAAUGGAGCGCAUAGAAAGUCAGUCAGUCGACCAGAAACAGCUUGCGAAGCGGGUCCUCUUGUGGAUAACCAGCGCAAAACGACCCUUGACUACAUUGGAACUCCAGCAUGCGCUCGCAGUAGAAGUUGAUGAGCAUGAACUCGACAAAGAAAACCUGACACACAUUGAAGAUAUGGUGUCGGUAUGCGCUGGGUUGGUCACCAUCGAUAAGGAAAGCAACAUUAUCCGACUAGUCCACUAUACGACACAGAAAUAUUUUGAGGAAACACACAGUCAUUGGUUCCCGACGGCUGAAACUGAAAUUGCAACAUCGUGCAUUGCCUAUCUCUCCUUUGUGGCCUUUGAGGGUGGAAUAUGUCAUUCCGCCAAAGAGUUCCAACAGAGACUACAAUCGAAUCCUCUGUACAAUUACGCUGCAAAAAACUGGGGUUACCAUGCUCCCGAAACUGCAAUCUUACCUCGCAACCUUAUGGACUUUCUGGAGUGCGAGGCCAAAGUGGAGGCGUCAUGUCAAGCACUGAUGGAUGAUGAGCGGGACCCUUGGUUUGCAAGCGACGAUAGUGCUCCGACAGGAAUGACCGGGCUUCACUUGGCGGCAUACUUCGGACAAACUCAAGUGGUAAAUGAUCUACUAAUGAAGGAGUAUGGCCUGGAUUCGAAGGAUAGUUAUAAUCGUACGCCGCUAUCGUACGCCGCUGAGAACGGGCAAGGAGCCACUGUGAGGCUACUACUCGACAAUGGUGGGGACCUAGAGUCUAAAGAUGUCAGACUUAAACGUUCAGCACUAUCGUGGGCAUCAUCUAAGGGGCACGAGGUAGUAGUCAAGAUACUGCUUGAAGGUGGAGCAGGCCUAGAGUCUAGAGAUAAUGAAGGCUGGACACCACUAUGGGAGGCAGCAGCUGAGGGGCACGAGGCAGUAGUUAAGAUACUGCUUGAAGGUGGCGCAGACCUAGAGUCUAGAGAUGAUAUAGGCUGGACACCACUAUUGCGGGCAGCAGCUAGAGGGCACGAGGCAGUAGUCAAGAUAUUGUUUGAAGGUGGCGCAGACUUAGAGUCUAGAGAUAAUAUAGGCUGGACACCACUAUUGCGGGCAGCAGCUGGGGGGUACGAGGCAGUAGUCAAGAUAUUGUUUGAAGGUGGCGCAGACUUAGAGUCUAGAGAUGAUAUAGGCCGAACACCACUAUUGUGGGCAGCAGAAAUGGGGUAUUGGGCAGUGGUCAAGCUGCUGGUUGAGGGUGGUGCAGAUAUAGAGUCUAGAGAUCGAAUGGGCCAGACACCACUAUCGAGGGCAGCAGCUGAGGGGCAUGAGGCAGUAGUCAAGCUGCUGGUUGAGGGUGCACACCUAGACUCUACGGAGGAGAAACAGGUGACAUUAUAA